Molecule: messenger RNA, 514 nt
Organism: Racocetra persica
Lineage: Eukaryota; Fungi; Glomeromycota; Glomeromycetes; Diversisporales; Gigasporaceae
Source: the annotation of a GenBank genome assembly
AUGUUUAGUGAUACAAUACCUUCUUUAUUUAAAUUAGAGUGUCUUACCCUAACCAGUGAAAAUGCUGACAAAAACUUUUCAGAACUCAUUAAAUUGUAUAAAAAUAGAACUUAUUGCCUUCUUGGGACUUGCGCAUUCCGGCAUCAAGAUGGUGAAAUUGAAGAUGCUAGGAUUGUUACUGGGCUUCAUUUUUGCAAAAAUGAUAAUUGCAGUUGGAAACCAUGUGUUUAUUCAUUCGAUCUGAAUAAUAAAAAACAAGCAGAUAUUGGUCAAAAGCAUUUAGAAAUAUAUUGUGGCAUUAUUACUGAAAAUUCUCAUACUUUGACUGAACGUAAGGAAGUGGAAUGGGAAAUGUGGGAGAAGAGAGGCAAAAAUACAAUAUAUAAAGGCAAAAAAGAGUGGGACAAAUUUGCAGAAGUAGAUAAACAAAAAAUAAUAUUUGCUAGUCUUCUAUAUGAGAAAAAUAAUCGUACUAAUCAAUGUUCGCCUGUGUUUGUUAAUGUUAAUCCUAAGC